Drosophila ananassae is the source of this 1527-nucleotide messenger RNA. It is a transcript of the gene Klf15, whose product is annotated as Krueppel-like factor 9. Lineage: Eukaryota; Metazoa; Arthropoda; Insecta; Diptera; Drosophilidae. Gene Ontology annotation, biological process: regulation of transcription by RNA polymerase II. The record is from RefSeq and is a predicted model, not a curated record. The transcript has a single exon. Gene Ontology annotation, molecular function: DNA-binding transcription factor activity, RNA polymerase II-specific; RNA polymerase II cis-regulatory region sequence-specific DNA binding. The coding region runs from base 367 to 1200 and encodes 277 amino acids.
CACAACAUUCAGUUCAACCUCGCCCUGCCUAUAGGCAAGAUCGUGUACUCACUUAGUGCGAAGUAAAAAGUUCCAAAUUUCUAAAAAACCAUAAAAAAUUGUUAUAUAUUUUCUAACAAGAACAAAAAAAAAUUUUAUAAAAAAUCUUAAAAAAAAGGCCAACCUAAAAUUGUUAUAGAAAAGUUAAAAAAAAAAAAACUAUUAAAACAAACCCCCAACAGGGUAUAAUUUCAGUCUUUACGAAAAAAACUGAAAACGUCUCGUUGUCGUCGAUUCCGAUUUCAAUUUUGAUUUGGAGAGUCAGUGUCCGCGAGUCCGGCUUUAUAAAUAUUUGGACAUACGGCCGGAGAACAAGCAUUUGCGAUCAUGGACUUCUUUGCAACGGGCGGCUUCCAGCAGCUCUACUGCGACCUGGAGGAUCAGCCCUUCUCGUACUCCCUUCUGAGCACCACGGAGGACAUCCAGCUGCACGCUCCCUAUCUUGAGGAGGAAGAGCUAGAGUCGGAGGACCCCUCCCCUGGCUACGACUUCUACGGCAUCAUCACCCUCGACGGCAACAACAAUGCCAGUAAGGAGCAGGAGGACAUCUUUCUGGACUUUGAGGAUCUUGGUCCAGACCUGUGCGACUGGGAGCAGAGAUUGCUGGACAACUUCGUUGAGAUUCCCGAGCUGGUGGACUUCCUGCCGGAACGGACGCCACUGUGUACGGACAAUUGCACAGAUUUCCUGGAGGAGAGUAACAGUAACCUGAGGCUAUCGAGCCCGCGGGAUCCCCCGCCGCCGCCACCACCGCCACCGCUUCCGGAGAUCCACGUCCGGCAGCAUCCCCACCGCAAAGGGUCGGAGGGCGGUGGCUACCUGUGCACCUUCGGCAACUGCGAGAAACUAUACGCGAAGCCCGCCCACCUGAAAGCCCACCUGCGGAGGCAUCUCGGCGAGAAACCGUACGCCUGCGUGUGGCCUGAGUGCAGUUGGCGAUUCUCCCGCUCGGACGAACUGGCCCGCCACCGGAGAUCCCAUUCCGGGGUGAAGCCCUACAAGUGCGACUACUGCGCCAAGAGCUUCGCCCGCUCGGAUCACCUCACCAAGCACCGGAAGGUCCACGAGCGGCGACUCCUGGCGGCCACCCGAGCGGGUCGCCUCUUCUCCGAGGAUGUCUACUCCGUGCGGCCGGGCCGCAAGCGGAAAAAUCAACUCUAAUCGAAGGAGGAAGGAUGUCCUAGCCGACGAGACGUAAAAAUCAGAAAAUUUCAAACAAAAAAUUGAAAAAAAGGCCUAGAUUUUAUUAUGAAGCGGUUACUAGGAAACACAACAAAUAACACAUACAGUCACAGUCACAAGUAUUUUACAAGAGUCAGUCACAGUCACAGAACAUAUACAUACACUGUAGGGAAAGCUUAGAUUUUUGGAAUUUCUGCAUCUUCCGGCAGGUAGCGGGUUCAUACAAUUGUACACCAACCAUUGUGCCCUAACACAUACAUGUUAUAUUUUUUGUUUUGUUGCGUUAAUUACACUUGGCCAAAAAAA